UUUCGAACUUGUUCAUCUUGUUUUUAGCCUGCUAUUGUUUUCUAGCUUCAUAUUUAAGAGGUUUUCUUCCAGGCUAUUGGUUUUGUUAUUUAGUUUUCAGACUGAUAAUAACAUAAUGAGAGUAACUGUUCUGUUUAUAAGCUACUUUCCAUGCAUGAUCGGUGUCGCUCUUUGUAACGGUGGUGGUGUGUAUAACCUCGUAAACCCUUACCAGCAAGCACAAAUACGCCUACCACCGCCACCGCCGCCUUAUUACCCACCACAUCCAUACGGGUACGGACAAGGAGGACGCAUUGGAAUUGGAGGCAUUAUUCUCGGUCUAUUGGGCUUCUUUUUUAUAAUGUUCAUUGUGAUAAUGGGGUUUGGACUUUUAUCAAGGACCAGCAAGCAUACAAGUGAUACACAUGCUGUAGUGAAAGCUGCAACCAUCUCCCAACCAGCCACAAGACCUGUGAUUGUUAUAUCUGGCAAUGGAGUGACUCACACGUAAUCAAGGAUGGCCAAGGACAAAUAAUGGACGCCUUAUAGGAAUAAAUCAAAGGUUUUGAAACAAACAAUGGGGAGUUUUCAAAUAAAUUAAAAAUAUUUAUUUUCGUUUUGAUUUUUUAGAUAUU
This is a messenger RNA of Ruditapes philippinarum (Manila clam), 614 nucleotides long. RefSeq lists its product as uncharacterized. Bases 116 to 490 code for a protein of 124 amino acids. The record is from RefSeq and is a predicted model, not a curated record. The transcript has 4 exons. Lineage: Eukaryota; Metazoa; Mollusca; Bivalvia; Venerida; Veneridae.